AUGAAGCGUCUAUUGAAUACAUUUUUCAUCUUUAAUCUAUUGGCAAGCGUCGUAGCGGAUACGAGCAAAUGUCAAACCAUCACCGAGAAACCAGAUAAUAACGUGGCGUUCGUUUGUACCGAAUUGACGAGUUUGACGGAAUUAGAGAAAGCGGGUAGUAACAUCACCAGCAUCGAAAUUUCUGAUUCGAAGAUACUUAAUGUACCUGGACAUAGUUUCGCAAGAUUUGGCUUGACCCUCGUAAAUCUGGAUCUGCACGGAUCAGGGAUCGAGACCAUAGAUUCUUUGGCGUUCAUAGGCCUCACGAGACUCCAGAAUUUAAUACUAUGGGGCAACAAAUUGAGAGCUGUGUACAGUAACUGGUUCAUGAACACGUACAGCUUGAAAACCCUCGACCUAUCGUUCAACUUUAUCGAAGUAAUCGACUACAAUACGUUCCCUCUGCUUCCCAAUUUGGAGAAUUUCUACUUCGAUUACAACCAAAUUAAAUAUAUCGACUACAAUAUGUUCGGCUAUCUUAAAAGCCUUAAAAACAUCAAGUUCGAAAAGAACCCGUGGCAGUGGGGAUUUCGUGCACAUUUGAUAUGGCAAUUGGAAAAUCUUCAUGUGAAGUAUAACGAAGAAUGGGAAGAUUGGAACUGGAUGAGCGUCAUGAUCAAAGAUUGUGCGGAGAGUGGUUACGGUGAAAUUCCUAAAGACACAGUCCUCGAUUGUGUCGUUGCUAAGUUACUGGAUUACACCUACAAAAUAUUUUCCCCGAGAGAGAUGCAACAAUCCGCCGCUUGCACCACUCAGGCGCGACAGUUGGUAACUUGUAUGAGGCCUAAGAAUGCAACCGGUAAUACGGAUAACGAGACCGCGAGAAGAGUACUCGAGGACUACGCUGCGAUUUUACCGACAAUGUCACGAUCGCUAGCUCGAUUUUCGACACCGUCGCAUUAGUGUCUUUUAAUACUUCGAUGC
Messenger RNA from Habropoda laboriosa, 963 nucleotides. RefSeq lists its product as uncharacterized. The transcript has 3 exons. Gene Ontology annotation, cellular component: extracellular matrix. Gene Ontology annotation, molecular function: protein binding. NCBI's taxonomy places the organism in Eukaryota, Metazoa, Arthropoda, Insecta, Hymenoptera, Apidae. Bases 1 to 942 code for a protein of 313 amino acids. The record is from RefSeq and is a predicted model, not a curated record.